Messenger RNA from Loa loa (African eye worm), 933 nucleotides. Its product is annotated as CMGC/CDK/CDC2 protein kinase. Bases 1 to 933 code for a protein of 310 amino acids. Gene Ontology annotation, molecular function: cyclin-dependent protein serine/threonine kinase activity; RNA polymerase II CTD heptapeptide repeat kinase activity; ATP binding. Gene Ontology annotation, cellular component: nucleus. The transcript has 7 exons. The record is from RefSeq and is a predicted model, not a curated record. Lineage: Eukaryota; Metazoa; Nematoda; Chromadorea; Rhabditida; Onchocercidae. Gene Ontology annotation, biological process: mitotic G2 DNA damage checkpoint signaling; protein phosphorylation; G2/M transition of mitotic cell cycle.
AUGGCUUUAACGCUACAGGGUGCUUGGAACAGUUAUUACCUUAAAGUUUGCAACAUUGGUCAAGGGGUGUAUGGUGCUGAGUACAGUGUUGUCGAUGAAAGUGCAGGAAAGCAGGUUGCAGUCAAAAAAAUCCAGAUGAAUUCAGCCGGUGUAUCAUCUUCACUGAUACGAGAAAUCACGCUGCUUAAAUUUCUACAACAUCCAAACAUCGUUACCCUUGAAGACGUAAUAAUAGGCGACGAUCAAUUAUAUCUGGUAUUUGAAUUUUUUAAUAUGAAUCUGAAAACUUACAUCUGCAAAAUUCCUGAUGACAACUGGAUGGAUAGAGCUGCGCAAAAGUUGUAUUUGUACCAGAUUCUCCAAGCUAUCUGUUACUGUCACCAGAAGAACAUUCUGCAUUGUGAUUUAAGGCCUGAGAAUUUGCUUCUUAACCAGAACGGCCUCCUUAAGCUUGCUGAGUUCCGUUUUGGUGAAGCAGCAGUUAACACGACAGAGAUGCAUUGUGCGCAGGAGGAUUCUACUCAGUUUUAUAAAGCUCCGGAAUUACUGUUUGGUUGGACCCGUUACACAUCGGCAGUAGACAUAUGGAGCAUCGGAUGCAUUACUGCUGAAAUGGCUAUGAAGGAAACCCUAUUUCCUCUGGGUGAUUCGAAUAUUGAUCAAAUUUUUCGUAUUUUCAGUGUGCUGUCGACUCCGUGUGAAGAAAUAUUGCAUGUUUUUACGAAUGUGCCGAACUGUUCGAAAACAUUCCCUAACUGGAAAAAUAACCAUCUUCAUGAAAUUCUUAAUGGCUUUAUGGAUGCUAAUGGCAUUAUGAUCGUGCAGAAAAUGCUUACUUAUGAGCCGGAGAAACGAAUCUCUGCAGAGGUGCUCUUGAAAGAUUCAUACUUUGCUGAUAUUGAUCGAACGAAGCUUCCAAUUAGCGAUUAUUGA